This is a messenger RNA of Cercospora beticola, 799 nucleotides long. RefSeq lists its product as uncharacterized. NCBI's taxonomy places the organism in Eukaryota, Fungi, Ascomycota, Dothideomycetes, Mycosphaerellales, Mycosphaerellaceae. The record is from RefSeq and is a predicted model, not a curated record.
ACACACACAUACACAUACGCGGCACAUUUCGACAAGCGCGAUGGCAGCGCAGAACAAGCCUACGUUCGGGCCGCUCGAAACGCCCGCUGUCUUUGCGAGCAAAUGGCUUCGCAGAUUCGAAAAACAUUUUUUGUCACUCGGAUCCUACGACUUUCGAAUCGACUGGACUGAUUGGAUGUCUAAGAGUUUCGAGCUCUACCUCGCAUUUACCAAGCAGAGCGACGAUAUGGGCUUCAGUAGAGAAAUGCUCUCGACCGUAUCUGUGACCUCGGGAGACUUUUUUCACACUGCCGAAGACGUGUGGAGAACAGCAGAGGGGCUGCGCGAAUGGGUAAAUUGGUCCCUUGAGGAGGAAGCGCAGUCUAUGCAGGCUUCAAAAAACUACACGCGGGAGGAGAAGAUCAAGUUUGACGAUCUCAUGGACAAGAUCACUCUAGCGACUGUGGCAGGAACAUGGAACGGCGAGGUCUCUCAAGAGAGCUCGGAGAAGCUGGAAUGGUACACCGGGAGAUUCGUAUGAAGCGACGCAUCUGGGAACUGCUGUCAUCUUGCGAGUAGGAGUUACCUGCAGAUGAGCUGGAGUACCAGAGGCGUGCUGCGACCGAGAGACUGUCUCGGUGCGCCAACUGCCUCGGAUGAAAGAUAUGUUGCAUACCCAUGGAUGGCUUCGACAAGGCUUCCGCAAAGCAGAUGGUAGAGCGAGCAUCUUUGGUUAAGGAAUACCUCUUGGACUUGUAUGGUAAUUCAGCAGAAGGAGCUUUGAGACAAACGAAAUGCCAAAGACCAUGCUUGAUAGUCU